Messenger RNA from Stegastes partitus (bicolor damselfish), 3239 nucleotides. RefSeq names its product MAGUK p55 scaffold protein 2a (gene mpp2a). The record is from RefSeq and is a predicted model, not a curated record. Gene Ontology annotation, molecular function: protein binding. Lineage: Eukaryota; Metazoa; Chordata; Actinopteri; Pomacentridae. The coding region runs from base 77 to 1738 and encodes 553 amino acids. The transcript is spliced from 14 exons.
AACAAGAAGCACACGAGACAUCACAGACAGCGGGAGGCUCGGUUCGUUGCGUUUAAAGAUUCACUGAAGCUCUACCAUGCCUGUGGCCUCCACCAGGACAGAACCUGUGCCCCAGGUGUUGGACGCAAUGAGCGACAGCACCACCAGCACCACCACUGCCAAUGACCUGGACCUCAUCUACCUCAAAGGCAUCAUGGAGAGCCCUCUGGAGCAAGAGGAGAGCCUGAAGGAGCCGCGACUGUCGCCGGUGAGGGAGAACAACGUGGAGCUCCUGCAGGAGAUCCUCAGAGACCUGGACCCGUUCACACAUCAGUCCGACACCGCCGCUGAGCUUUCCCGCAUACUCACACAGCCUCACUUCCAGUCCCUGCUGGAGACUCACGAUUCAGUGGCGUCCCAGGCCUGUGACAGCGCGCCGCCCAGCCCGUGCGACUUUGUGGAUCAUGAACCAGAUGACAGCCACACACACAACCUGCAGCUGCCACCGGACGCAAUCCGCAUGGUGGGAAUACGCAAAGUGGCCGGAGAGCAUCUGGGUGUGACAUUCAAGGUGGACGGUGGAGAGCUGGUGAUAGCCCGCAUCCUCCACGGUGGGAUGAUCGACCAGCAAGGACUGCUGCACGUCGGAGAUAUCAUCAAAGAGGUGAACGGCCGAGAGGUGGGCCGGGACCCCAGGGUGCUGCAGGAGGAGCUGCAGGCAGCCAGUGGGAGUGUUGUUCUGAAGAUACUGCCCAGCUACCACGAAGCCAUUCCACCAAGACAGGUGUUUUUCAAGUGUCACUAUGACUACGACCCGGCCAAUGACAACCUGAUUCCCUGUAAGGAGGCGGGGUUACGGUUCGAGACGGGAGACAUCCUGCAGAUCGUCAACCAGGACGACGUCAACUGGUGGCAGGCCCGUCAUGUGGAGGGCGGGAGCGCUGGGCUGAUCCCCAGUCAGAUGCUGGAGGAGAAACGAAAAGCCUUCGUCAAGAGAGACGUGGAGCUGGCACCUGCAGGAAAUCUCUGUACCGGUGUUGGAGGGAAGAAGAAGAAGAAGAUGAUGUAUGUGACCACCAAAAAUGCAGAGUUUGACAGACAUGAGAUACUGCUGUACGAGGAGGUGGCCAAGGUCCCGCCUUUCAAGAGGAAAACUCUGAUUCUGAUCGGUGCCCAGGGCGUGGGGCGGCGGAGACUAAAAACCAAGCUUCUCCUGAGGGAUCCACAGCUCUUUGGCACCACCAUUCCAUACACCUCCAGAAAGCCCAAAAAGGGUGAACGCGAGACUCGGAUGUACGGUUUCACCAGCCGCAGCAAGAUGGAGACGGACAUCAAGAACGGACGCUAUCUGGAACACGGAGAGUACGACGGCAGCCUGUACGGCUUAAAGAUCGACUCCAUACACGAGGUGGUGGAGGCGGGUCGUGUCUGCAUACUGGACGCCAACCCUCAGUCUCUCAAAGUGCUGCGGACGUCCGAGUUCUUGCCCUAUGUGGUGUUCCUCCAGUCUCCAGACUUUGAAGUGCUCAAGGCGAUGAAUCAGUCAGCCGUGGAAGCAGGGGUGGUCCCCAAGACCCUGACGGAUGAAGAGCUGCAGAGGACGUGUGACGAGAGCGCUAAAAUCCAGACGGCCUACGGUCACUACUUCGACCUCAGCAUCAUCAACGACAACCUGGACGAGACCUACCGCACCGUCAAAGCUGCGCUGGAGACGGUUUCUAAAAACCCCCAGUGGGUCCCCGUCACCUGGGUGUUCUAGUGAGAGGUUGUGGAGGCAGAGAGUGAACGUAAGGAACAAAAAAAAAAGCACUGAAAAUGGCCGCUUGUGUAAAUAAUGGAUGCUCUUAUUAAGAUUUUUAUGGGUUUCCACAAGCAGUAGCUUAGCAUCGUUAAAAAGAUUUCUCACUAAAGUAGUAAAGAAAGAAGGCAUCCGUUGUUUAAACAGAAUUAACAUUUUCAGUGCAGGAAGGAAGGAAUGAGAAGGUGGUAAAAGUCAUGAAGUCGUGGAAGUCAGACUAAUUGAACGCAUCAAGGACCGUGUGUGUGUGUACGAGUGUGUGUGUGUGAGCUGCACAGUCGCUUUGUGGGGAAUCGACAUUCUUUUGGGGACAAACAGCAAAUCCCCACAGUGCAAGUCCGGAAAUGUUACAGAGCAGACUUGGUUUACGACCCGAGUACAUCUCCAAGAAAUCAAUGUCAGUCUGUGCAGCGUCCUCUCAAUAUGACUGUAUGUGUGUGUGUGUGUGUGUGUGUGUGUGUGUGUGUGUCCCAGUUUACACAAGGACUUCAGUGCAAAGACUUUUGUAUGUUUUCUUAAUCUUAUUCGUGCCAUUAACUGAUGAUCAUCAGCAGACUUUGUCAUUGUUUACAUUUCACGAGCUACAUCAGCGCCUCAUGGUCACCGUCAACCUGCAGUAAAAUGUAAUCUACCAUUUGAAAGAGCAAACAGCCGCGAGUCGUUUGAAUUAAUAUAAAAAUCUAAAUUGAUUUUAAUUAUUGUCAGUAAUUAAUUGACAAUCUGUUAAUAUAGCAACCAUUUCAGGACGAGUUCCAACACGGACGUCAUGUUAGAAUACGGUAAAUCCAGCACAUGUCGCUGCGUAAAGCACAAUAACGUCUCGUGAAAAAUUAGUUUGAGAGUUACACCUAGCAAGCGUGAUCAAGUGCCAACAACGACAAGCAAACCUCAUCGUCCAUCUGUUUUGUGCUUUUGUAAGUGUACGUCAUCCCUCUAGUCCAUUUUGUUUAAUGUAGGUAAACUCACACUCAGACAAAUAAAGAACACAAAAAUAUACAGAAGUUGAGAAGAUAGAGAGCUCAUAAAUAUGCACAGGAAAAAAAUGCAACAUCUAAAACUAUCUUGGGGGUCCGAUGUAUGCAAACACUGUCCUUCCAUCGACGACCAGGCUGCACUGAAAGACCUGAAUAAAUACCAGUAUUGUUAGUUUUUAUACAACUGUCAAGCUUUUAUCACUUUAUCACAUGAACUAGUGUUUAUUUUAUUGUGGCGCUAGUCAGCGUACUAGCCAGAUUAACAAACAAUGAUAACAAUUUAGUUUAUUUCAACAUCUAGCCAACUGCUACUGCAACGUCUACCUCGAGCUAAAUUUAUCGAAUGCUAAUGCGACGAUGAUGAUGAGCUGGCUCAGGUGUAGUCAGAGCUACAAAUGUUGACGUUAAAUAUGUAAUCGAUUAUUGCCUUUAGUAAUUAGAAAUACAAUUGUGACUCGAUAAUCCGACACUAAAUGUAAAACCUUCUU